Ilyonectria robusta is the source of this 609-nucleotide messenger RNA. RefSeq lists its product as uncharacterized. The transcript is spliced from 2 exons. The record is from RefSeq and is a predicted model, not a curated record. Bases 1 to 609 code for a protein of 202 amino acids. Lineage: Eukaryota; Fungi; Ascomycota; Sordariomycetes; Hypocreales; Nectriaceae.
AUGGAUGAUGACACCUUUUUUGAAAAGCUACGCGCGAACUACAAUGAAAUCCGCGGAGUCUUCCGUCGAUAUCUGAGCUAUAGAGUGUAUAACCAUUGUGAAUUUGUACAGAUUGAAAGAAUCGGCGAAAAUACCUUUGAACCUGGGGAAUAUCGGCCGGCUGUCCCGGAUGGGACAAACAAUGACUAUACCUUCGAGCCAAUUCCACCCAAUCCAAUGCCUCCUAUCACGAAGAACGAAUUCAAAUGCAGAUUCUAUUAUUGUUUUCGGCGGGGCGAACCACAUAGGCACUACUUCGGCUUCCGCCAGUGUCCUAAAAGAUACACUCCGUUAAGAAGUGCUCUCAGCCGCAUUCCAAAGAGAAAUUUUUGUCUUGAUAAGAAAGGGCAGAAUCGUGAGAUAUUCUGGGGUUUACUAGCAGUCGAACGCCCUUCUGCGUUCAAGGUUGCCGUAUAUCAUGUGUUAAUUCUGAUCGGUCCUGUCAUGUUUUGGUUCCUCUGGCUUUUCUUUUGGGGGCACUCAGGUGAUUUGCAAAACGCGGCCAUUCCAUUUCUGACUGUAUGCACAUUGUUGUCUAUGUUUUGGUUUCCUAUGAUUCAUAUAUCAUAG